Talaromyces atroroseus is the source of this 927-nucleotide messenger RNA. RefSeq lists its product as hypothetical. The record is from RefSeq and is a predicted model, not a curated record. NCBI's taxonomy places the organism in Eukaryota, Fungi, Ascomycota, Eurotiomycetes, Eurotiales, Trichocomaceae. The transcript has 2 exons. The coding region runs from base 1 to 927 and encodes 308 amino acids.
AUGGACGCAGCAAUGGUACAGAACGGCCCACCAUACCCCAGUGUUACAGCUGCGCUAGGCCUUACACCCAACACAAGCGUUGACGUCCCUAUCUGCUGUGUGUUCUUGGUUCUCUAUCUCAUCGCCGCUGCCAGUCACAUGACCAUAUUUCAAAUCAAUCGUAUUCGAAAACACAAAUUCAUCCCUAAUGCGGCAACAUUCGGAUUUUGUAUGGCUCGAAGCCUGACAUGUGCACUGCGAAUUUCCUGGGCAUAUAACUUGGACAAUGUACAGCUUGCCAUUGCUGCGGCCAUCUUCGCCAACGCCGGUGUGCUCGUGCUGUUUGUCCUUCUGCUCAUUUUCGCCCAGCGCUGUCUUCGAGCCGCCUUUCCAAAGCUUGGCUGGAGUCGACUUGUACACUACAUCUUUAUAGGCGCUUACAUUCUCGUGCCCUGCAUGCUGGUAAUGCUCAUAGUACCCAGCAUCUAUAUGCACUACACCCUGAGCACGAGUUCAUUAGACGCGUCUCGCGAUGCUCUUCUCGUUGGGUUGACCUACUUGUCCUUCUUCAGCUUUCUUCCGCUAGCCAUAACCAUCACCCUUGCCGUGCUACCAAGAGCCUCUAAUAGCGAGAACUUCGGCACCGGUUCUUGGGCUGCUAAGCUCUGGAUUGUUGGAAUCUCGUCCUUCCUUUUGUGUCUAGGGGAGGUCUUCAGGACAGCCGUGAACUUUAUGCCUGAGAGGCUGGCUUCUGAUCCCUAUUCUUUUGAGGACAGAGCAUGCUUCUACAUUUUCUACUUCACGGUUGAAAUUAUCGUCGUGUACACUUUUCUGUUCACGAGGAUUGAUAAGCGGUUUUGGAUUCCGAAUGGCAGCAAGGGAACUUAUUCAGCGGGGUCUCUUGAGGAGGAACUAUCGUCUGAACUCGGAAAACCCGAGGCUGUUUAA